AUGGUGCCAGUCAUGCAGACCGCAUUUCUGCUCACGGACACAGACCUUUCGGCUGACAGCCAGAGUGUGACCGACUUCCUGCACAGUCACCUGCGCGCUGUGUGCGACUUGGAGCAAAACAAACAACGGGUCAUGCAGGUUCUGGAGACACCGGACGCUGAAAGCUUCCUCGAGCGAGCUGCUACUUUGCAGAAGAAAGUCGCCCCUGUGCUCGCGUCGAAGCUGCAGACGUUGCGGGCCGAAGUGGACAAAACGCUCACGGUGCUCCAAGAGCAGCUGGCCGAGAAGAAUCUCGCAAAAGCAAGCGCCAUAGAGGAGGAUAUGGCCACGCGACUUGCAACAACCAAAAGUGCUGCCCGUGCCCAGAUCACGAC
Symbiodinium necroappetens is the source of this 374-nucleotide messenger RNA. NCBI's taxonomy places the organism in Eukaryota, Dinophyceae, Suessiales, Symbiodiniaceae. The record is from the annotation of a GenBank genome assembly.